Peniophora sp. CBMAI 1063 is the source of this 2676-nucleotide messenger RNA. The record is from the annotation of a GenBank genome assembly. Lineage: Eukaryota; Fungi; Basidiomycota; Agaricomycetes; Russulales; Peniophoraceae.
AUGGACCGAGUGCAGUCUCUAGAUGGCGCCGCCCAGGAGAUCCUGAAGCCCGAGACCUUCGAGGGCAAGUUCGACGUCAAGGAGUUCGUGGCAUCAUUCUCCGAGAAACUCAUCGCACAGUCGAAGCACGACUCUGGGCCCUUCGACGCGAAACCCUUCAUCCAGUCGUUUGAAUCGGCCGUUGAUCGUCUCAUUGCAAUUCGGAAAGAUGUUCAGGACAAGACGGAGCGCAUGGAGAAGACUGUCCGAGUAGCAGAGCGGGAGUACUCGAAGAAGAUGGCCGAGCUCAACCGCGGUUUCGAUACUGUCGGCACUUCCUUCUCCAGCAUGGAAAGUCGUAUGAGUGAAGUUGGACGGACUGCCAUCCGGAUAGGCGAGCAGCUUGAGUCAGUGCAUCAAGAACGCCUACGUGCGCAGGCCGCCUACGACAUCAUUGACUAUUACAACCAGUUCACUCGUGAUGAUACCAGCAAGCUCGACGCUUUGCUGAAGGAAGGCCGUGAAGGCAGGCGAAAGGUCGCCGUACUAUUACGACGCUUGACUACCGUUGCAAAAGAGGUCGACUUACCCAGCGCGGAGAAGACUAGAGAGAACAUCGAGCGCUAUUGCGAGAAGUUCGAGAAGGACAUGCUGUACUCAUUUGACCGCUGGUACCGGAAAAGUGAACCCAAGAUGAUGCGUCAUUGCGCUCAAACUUUACUCGACUUCAACGGUGGCGCAUCCUGCGUACAAGUCUACGUCAAUCAACACGACUUCUUCAUCAACCGUGUGAAGAAGUCAAAUGAGACUGAAGACGCGUUGUUGUGGGAGGCGUUACCUAACCCUAACGCUACACCUCCAAAAACCGAGUCUGGAUUGCAUACACUUCUCAAAGAGAUCAGGACAACAGUUGAUCAGGAGGCACAGAUCGUGCAAGCGGUCUUCCCAAAUCCUCCCUUCGUGAUGCAAGUGUUCUUGCAACGCGUAUUCGCUCAGUCUAUCCAACAAGUCAUGGAAGAGCUGCUCAAUCGCGCGUCAGGAAUAUCAGAGCUUGCGUUUCUACGCAUCUUGCAACUCUGUCAUGCGCAGAUAUCGCUACUCAUGGAGGAUCUGAAAGGGCAUGAGGUUCAAGCUGUUCUUCCUCGCUCGCCGAUCAGCAGCGGUCCCGAUCUUUCGUCUCUCAAACUCGGUUCUCCACCCGCGGCUGGCACAGGUACUGUCACUGCAAUUAGUACAAUGCUGGAAGCCGCGAUGGAGGAGCUCUUUACCCCGUACACGGAGGCUGGGCGAUACUUGGAAAGAGAGCAAAAGUCGCUUGGCGAGCUAUAUUCGAGCUGCCUUGUCGUCUUCACUCGCUACCAUGAGCGCGUGAACCGCGCCAAAUCAUCCGUGUUUGAUCGUGUCAUGAACGCAACGUCGGGCGCUUCUGGCACAUCGAAGAUGGCAGCAGCAGCCUUGGCGCGAUUCGGUGUUGGCAAGUCCGAGGUUGCUACCGAGACUCCGGGCGAGGAGCCUUUGCGUGACGAGGAUGGUGCCCUCAGCAUCGAUCUUGCGGAGACGAUGCUGAAGUGGCAUGCUGAGUGUGUUGGGCGGCUUGUCGAGCUCAGCUCCCCCAAUGAUGUGCCGAAGCAUGUCUUCGCGCUGUUCAAAACACUAUCCGACUUCAUAUCGAACGCCUAUCUUGAGAUCGCUAUGGAGACAGCUACAGCACGCCUUGAGACCACCAACCAUUCGAUAACGGACCCGAAUCUGCAGGCGCUGAACGUUCUUCGAUCUGUUGAUCUCAUCACCCACCUUUGGCAACAAUACGUCAAUGUCGCUCUCCUCCCCCUCGCUGCCAGUUCAGUCACAACGCGGCGCGAGAUGACCAUCUUCAAUAACCAGACGGUCAGCAAAGUCGAGGGUGCUGCGAAUAACCUCACCCAAAGGCUCACGGACGCCAUCGUGACCUGGAUAAGCGCUCAGCUGGCGAAGCAGAAGAAGACCGACUUCAAGCCGCGGAACGAUGAUAUCUCCUUUGCGCGCGUCAACACCGAGCCUUGCGAUGCCAUCUGCGAGAUGCUCGACCGCAUUGGUGUAGCCGCCAAGCAGAACCUCAGCGGCAAGAACCUCGAGUCCUUUCUCACAGAGGUCGGUGUAGCCUUCCUCAGCCUGCUCCUCGAUCACCUACGCAAGUUCCCCGUGAGCGCAACGGGUGGUCUGAUGCUUGCGAAGGACCUCAAAUCCUACCAAGACUCCAUUGACGCCUUCGGCGUCCCCGCCCUUCACGAGCGCUUCGAGUUUGUCCGCCAGCUCGGGCAGAUCUUCCUCGUGCGACCCGAGAUCCUCAAGUCCUACAUCACUGAAGGCUAUCUUGGACGCAUCGACCCGUCUCUCUUGAGACCGUAUCUUGCACAGCGCGCGGACUGGGGAUCGUUCGAGAAGGGCUUCGACGGUGCCGGCUCAGCCGCGGACGGCGAAGCCGGCUUGGGCAAGGACAAGAACGGCCUGCGCGACCGGUUCGGGAUGGGCAGGUUGAGCGUCAUGAUGAAGGAUAUCGAGGGCUUGAGAGAGCUCAAGCUCGGCGAUAUGCCGAGCGUCGAUAUGCCGAAGAUGCCCAACUUGCCGACCGGGUUCGCCAGUAGCUUGUCGUUCUCGACGAAGGCGUUCAAGCGCUCGAGCGGAGAUGCCGGUCCGGCGAUUGUCGCGCCGCAGUGA